AUGGCCGCCGGCGCCGCCGCCGCUUUAGCGUUCCUGAGUCAGGAGAGCCGAGUCCGGGCCGGGGGGGUCGGGGGUCUGCGGGUCCCGGCUCCGGUCACUAUGGACAGUUUUUUCUUCGGCUGUGAGCUCUCCGGCCACACCCGCUCUUUCACCUUCAAGGUAGAGGAAGAGGAUGAAUCGGAGCAUGUGCUGGCGUUGACCAUGCUCUGCCUCACCGAGGGGGCCAAAGAUGAGUGUAAUGUGGUAGAAGUCGUUGCCAGGAAUCAUGACCAUCAGGAGAUUGCAGUCCCUGUGGCCAAUCUCAAGUUGUCCUGCCAACCCAUGCUCAGUUUGGAUGACUUCCAGCUCCAGCCACCUGUAACCUUCCGCCUGAAGUCAGGUUCUGGCCCUGUGCGCAUCACUGGGAGGCACCAGAUUGUUACUAUAAGCAAUGACGUUUCUGAGGAAGAAGAGAGUGAAGAAGGGAGUGAGGAGGAGGAAGCUGAGUUGUGCCCCAUCCUACCUGCCAAGAAGCAGAGGGGCAGGCCCUAG
Puma concolor (puma) is the source of this 531-nucleotide messenger RNA. The record is from RefSeq and is a predicted model, not a curated record. Lineage: Eukaryota; Metazoa; Chordata; Mammalia; Carnivora; Felidae.